AUGGAGAAACACAAUCACACUACAGUGACCAAGGUGACCGAAUUUAUUCUCAUGGGCAUCACCGACAACCCUAGGCUUCAAGUACCACUCUUUGGAAUCUUUUUCUUCAUAUACUUGGUCACAGUGAUGGGAAAUCUGGGCAUAAUUAUCUUGACCUAUUUGGACUCCAAACUAUACACUCCCAUGUACUUUUUUCUCAGACAUUUGUCAAUUACUGGUCUUGGUUAUUCCACUGUCAUUGGUCCUAAAAUGAUGGUAAACUUUGUAGUCCACAAAAACACAAUUUCCUACAAUUGCUGUGCCACCCAGCUAGCAUCUUUUGAGGUUUUCAUCAUCACUGAGCUGUUUGUUCUCUCAGCAAUGGCCUACGAUCGCUAUGUAGCUAUCUGCAAGCCUCUUCUCUACAUGGUGAUCAUGGGAGAGAAAGUGUGCUGGUUGCUAGUACUUACUGCCUAUCUAUACAGCACAUUCGUGUCCCUAUUCCUCACAAUUAAGUUAUUUAAAUCAUCCUUCUGUGGCUCUAACAUUGUCAGCUAUUUUUACUGUGACUCUCUCCCAUUGCUGUCCUUGCUCUGUUCUGACACACAUGAAUUAGAAUUGAUCAUUUUGAUCUUUUCAGGUUGUAAUUUGCUCUCCUCCCUCUUGAUUGUUCUUUUAUCCUACCUGUUAAUUCUCAUGGCCAUCCUUAGAAUGAAUUCAGCUGAGGGGAGGUACAAAGCUUUUUCCACCUGUGGCUCCCAUCUGACAGUGGUGGUUGUAUUCUACGGGACCCUAUUAUUUAUUUACUUGCAGCCUAAGUCCACCCAUGCAUUUGGUAUUGAUAAAAUGGCUUCUGUGUUUUAUACUCUGGUGAUCCCUAUGCUGAAUCCUUUGAUUUAUAGUCUAAGGAACAAAGAAGUAAAAGAUGCCCUAAAGAGAAUGUUUAGUAAACAAUGUAAAAUUCCCACAAUAUUUUAA
Messenger RNA from Orycteropus afer afer, 957 nucleotides. Its product is annotated as olfactory receptor 8K1. Gene Ontology annotation, cellular component: membrane. Gene Ontology annotation, biological process: sensory perception of smell; G protein-coupled receptor signaling pathway. NCBI's taxonomy places the organism in Eukaryota, Metazoa, Chordata, Mammalia, Tubulidentata, Orycteropodidae. The record is from RefSeq and is a predicted model, not a curated record. Gene Ontology annotation, molecular function: odorant binding; olfactory receptor activity; G protein-coupled receptor activity.